Molecule: messenger RNA, 564 nt
Organism: Musa acuminata AAA Group (dessert banana)
Lineage: Eukaryota; Viridiplantae; Streptophyta; Magnoliopsida; Zingiberales; Musaceae
Exons: 2
Coding region: 1-564 (187 amino acids)
Source: RefSeq, a predicted model, not a curated record
AUGCUUCAGCGUGCUGGUCAGUUCAUCGCCGCGGAGACUUGGAUGGCUGGGAAGUGGGAGGAGCACAAAAAGCACGGGCACGACACUGAGCAGUGCCGCGAGUUGAAGAGGCAAAUUGAGGAGCUCAUCCUCAAAGGUCACCUCGGCCAAUAUCUCUGGCCGAACAAAGAGCUGUCACCUCGCCCGGAGGGCCCCAUCGAACGACACAUCGAUAUGAUAGCCGGUGGUCCCGCAUCAGGGGGAGGCUCCAUGUCGGGCAGAAAGGCGUAUGCCCGAGCCGCUCCAGACGAAGCCUCGGGACACGAGCCCGAGCCCGAGAUAACCUUCCCGACCGGAGUGUCCGAGCGACCCGACCACGACGAUGCCCUUGUGAUAUCGGCCAGGGUAGCCAACGCGCAGGUGAGAAGGAUCAUGCUCGACACGGGGAGCUCGGCCGAUAUACUUUACUUCGACGCCUUCCAGAAGCUUGGCUUGGUUAGGGAGAAUCUGAGCCCGAUGUGCUCGGCGCUCACCGGUUUCACAGGAGAUUCGAUAUCGCCCCUGGGGGCUAUUACUCUGCCCUGA